CACCGCAAACCCCUCCUCCCUCCCCCUUCCAGAUCGCCGCCGCCGCCGCCUCCCCAUCAGCUCCACCGGCGAGCCCUUCCUCACCGCAUCACCACCCCCGCGCCCAUCCAUGGCAUCCCCCGCGCCCUUCCAUCAGCAUCCAUGGCCUCCCCCGCGCCCUUCCUCACCGCAUCGCCACCCCAACCCCCUCCCAUCCUCUCCCCGACGCUCCCCUCGCUCCGGGCCUUCAUCCUCUCCGGCCAGAUCAACCGGGCGCGGCCCCUACCUUAGGCAGGGAGGGCGGAUCGCCGCUGCGCGGGCGCACGGGAAGGGGCGGCGGUGGAAGCGCAUCCCCAAGAUCUAGCCCGUCAAGCACCGUGUCGAAGUCUCUCCUUCGAGGAGCUCUAUGUGCGGGUGUGCGGAGGCGCUCGUGAGGGCGGUGGUGGCCUUCUACGACGCCUUCCUCGUCGACUGCUUCGUCUUCUGGUUCCGCCGCCGCCGCCCCCGCCCCGGCCCCGACAGCCCCGCCUCCGCCCACCGGGAUCCGCUCGUGCCCAAGGACUGGACAGGGGAGGCGCUCCCGGCCUCGGAUGAAGAGAAAGGUUUUGCAGAGAGCACAUUGUCGAACCAGCAGUUGGCAGAUGGCGAUGACACAGAUGAGGAGCUUAGGCGAGAGGUCAUUGUUGUGAAGGCCGUCACGGGAAGGCGUGGGGGAUUUGGCACAAGGCCGAUGAUCGAGUCUAUGCUCUCUCCUCCAUGGAAAGACCUAUUUUCUCUGAUGAUUGUUUUGAAGUGGCAGACCAUGUGAACAACCUGGGCACCAUCGCGGGCUCGGGCACCAAGGAGUUCAGGGAGGUGCUGCAGGGCUGGGGCCGUGGCUGCGCCAACAGUUCUAUCCGGUGAUACUCGAUUAGGGCCCCAUGUGUUUGAACAACUAGUCAAGUAACAUGGGUCCCCACUGGUGGUACAGCGUCAAGUUUGGAAGCAGCUGGAGUGAAUGUGAGAAAAGUUGAACAGCUUACACAUUUUCCUGAAAUGCACCGCCGCGUCGACGUCGAAGGUGGUGACCGCGGCGGCAAGCGGCGCGAGUUGGUGGCUGCGGGACUGGACGGCACGGCUCAUAUAUGUGCUUCUGACUAAUCCAGCUUCUUUUGGUCUAGCUGGGCAUUACUUCGAGUUCAUAUAUGUGCUUGUCACUCCAUAGGUUAUAGUGAUUCCCUCUGUUUCCUUAUAUGUUCUUGUAGUUUGGUUGCUUUCCUAUUCAUGCAUGUUUGUACAGCUAUAUAUAGUUUUGCUGUGAAUCUGUCGUGCAUAUAUUGAAAUGCAGGAAAUGUUGAAUACAUGUUCACUCUCAGUUGGGAUAUUGAAUUGUACAUAGUUAUGUGAUUCAUGUCUGCUUCUUAUCUUAUUAAGUGAUUAUCUUUAUGUCCUUGCUACCAGUAGGAUGGUCAAUAGCUUGUUUUGUAGUUCUCUACUUUAUGCAAAUAGCUUCCUGUAGCAUGUUUCUACUAUCUGUGUGAUGCUGAACAAUAUGCUCUUAAUCUGUUGCUAUAUUCUCACCAAAUGCACAGUUUAUUUUCUUAGACCUACUGUUAAACAAAGUCUUAACUUGUAUCAUUUUUUCUUAAAAAUAAGCAUAGAAUUCCUGACUCUUAUGUUAUAUGAUCAGCUUACUCCUGCUUCAACAACUGUACUAAUUCCUGACUGUUGUAAGGAGUAAAAUAGUUUACUUGAGUGAUAUCCACUAGUUCACUAUCUUAGAGCACCUUUUUAGCAUUGUGGGCUGCUAAUAGUAUUUUAGACUUAUCAUAUCCUCUCUGGCACGAUGGCAGGAGCGCAUGAUAGACUACUAAAUGGAAAAGUAUCUGCAACGUUCAGCGUCAAAGAUGAUGCUUACCAGAUGUUCUACAGCAGCCCCAUCCAUAUCAUCGGCAUGAAGUUAGAUUUUGGCCUUCAUUCUCAAAAGUUUGUGUACAAGGAACUCCAGGAGAAUAAUCUUUAAGUAAAUAAUUUAUAUAGAUCAGGAUCUUAUGUUUUCGAGGUGGAUGCUGCUGUGACCAAAGAUCAGCCUGGAGAUGUGCAUCACAGUCUUAGUUGAUGUUGCCACCAUGUUUUGGUGCCUGUGUAUUUGAUUGUAUGUACACAUGUUAUACUGUAGAGCUUGAUGCUCAUCGACUCAUGUGACAUAUUGUACACCUGUAGAGCUUGUUAUACUGUGAUCGCAUUUGUAUGUGUUGAUGUAACAGAUUGUUGCUUCUGGUUAUUUGAAGUAUUACACCUGUUUUCUUUCUAUUUUAAUUUAAA
This is a messenger RNA of Triticum aestivum (bread wheat), 2283 nucleotides long. RefSeq lists its product as uncharacterized. The transcript is spliced from 7 exons. Lineage: Eukaryota; Viridiplantae; Streptophyta; Magnoliopsida; Poales; Poaceae. The record is from RefSeq and is a predicted model, not a curated record. The coding region runs from base 386 to 787 and encodes 133 amino acids.